Molecule: messenger RNA, 546 nt
Organism: Amorphotheca resinae ATCC 22711
Lineage: Eukaryota; Fungi; Ascomycota; Leotiomycetes; Helotiales; Amorphothecaceae
Exons: 4
Coding region: 1-546 (181 amino acids)
Source: RefSeq, a predicted model, not a curated record
AUGUUGAAGAUAUGGUCUAUGCAGCAGGAUGCAAACGCAGAUGCUGCUGCGGGUACUAAGAAGAAGAAAGUGACGGCAGCGCAACUGCGCAUCCAAAAAGAUCUCUCAGAGCUUGCGCUGCCGAGUACCAUGAAGACCGACUUCCCUGACCCAGACGAUACCCUCAACUUCACCCUCACCAUCGAACCGGACGAGGGUAUGUAUAAAGGCGGACGGUUCCAUUUCACAUUCGCCAUCCCCCAAAGUUUUCCUCACGAGGCGCCUAAAGUCAAAUGCACACAAAAGAUCUACCACCCGAACAUCGAUCUGGACGGAAACGUAUGCCUGAACAUUUUACGAGAGGAUUGGAAACCGGUGUUGAACUUGCAGGCGGUUAUUAUUGGGCUGCAGUUCCUCUUCCUCGAGCCAAACGCCUCCGAUCCUCUCAACAAAGAGGCAGCGGAAGAUCUACGGUCGAAUAGAGAGGGGUUCAAACGGAACGUCCGUUCAGCAAUGGGGGGUGGGUCAGUGAAGCACCAGACUUUCGAGAGGGUUUUGAAGACUUGA